GCAGGAGCCAGACCGGAAGCAUCAUCACUGUAGUCGGAGCAGACAUGAAAAUGACAGAAGAAAGCAGUUCUGGAAACUCCGAAAUAACAAUGGAUGAUGUUAAAACCCUCAUCAAAAAGAAAGAUGAAAUUGAAGAGCAGAUAAAGGCAUAUUACGACGUUCUACAAGACCAGGGUGUCGGCAUUGAAGACCCGUUGGUGGAUGAGGAGGGUUACCCACGAGCUGAUGUUAAUUUGUACCAGAUCAGAACAGCAAGGCACAAUAUUUCAUGCCUACAGAAUGAUCACAAGGCCAUCAUGGCAGAGAUAGAAGACGCCCUGCACAAGCUGCAUGCUCGAGAGAAAGCCAAGAGGGAACAGGAUGAAGCAGAAGCCCAGGAGGAGUCAAUGGAGCAUCAGGUUACGCUGCCUCCUCCCUUUGCACGGGUGGACACUGUGACAGAGGGAUCGCCUGCCAGUGGAGCUGGGCUCAGAGUUGGUGAUGAAUUGAUUGAGUUUGGCUCUGUGAACACAGAGAACUUUCAGAAACUUCAGGAUAUUGCUUCUGUGGUGCAACACAGUGAAGGGAAACCAUUGCGUGUGUCAGUGAUCCGGGCUGGCCAGAAAGUGCAGAUGAGCCUGACUCCACAGCGGUGGUCAGGCAGAGGUCUGCUUGGGUGCAACAUUGUUCCAGUUCAUCGAUGAUCACCUCAACACUAAAGUGUCUUAAUGGGAACUUGGAACCACCUCCUUCAUUCCACACAGUUUUCAGAAUGGGUUAUAUGAAAAUAAAGCACCUCUGUUCAAGAAGUCAUGCUGAGUUGACUGAGUGGGGGAGCUGAAGCUUGAUUAGAUUUCCAAGUUUAAAAAAGCAGCUCAGUGGUAUUUGGUGUUGAGUCUUUCCUCUUGGGAGCACAGAUGCACUCUUAUCCAAAAUAUUAAUUUAAAAUAUGAAAAUCCAGUGAUCUGAAGUGAUGAACUGACACUCAAAAACAAACUGUGAGAACAUGAUUGAUUUUCUGUAAGAAGAUAAAUUAUCACCAUGUUUUUCAUGCAAUUAAAGAUUUUGAUUGAA
Molecule: messenger RNA, 1053 nt
Organism: Archocentrus centrarchus (flier cichlid)
Lineage: Eukaryota; Metazoa; Chordata; Actinopteri; Cichliformes; Cichlidae
Gene: psmd9
Product: proteasome 26S subunit, non-ATPase 9
Exons: 6
Coding region: 45-683 (212 amino acids)
Biological process (GO): proteasome regulatory particle assembly
Cellular component (GO): cytoplasm; nucleus
Molecular function (GO): protein binding
Source: RefSeq, a predicted model, not a curated record